This is a messenger RNA of Anoplophora glabripennis (Asian longhorned beetle), 1192 nucleotides long. RefSeq names its product protein extra-macrochaetae (gene emc). The transcript is spliced from 2 exons. NCBI's taxonomy places the organism in Eukaryota, Metazoa, Arthropoda, Insecta, Coleoptera, Cerambycidae. Gene Ontology annotation, molecular function: protein dimerization activity; transcription regulator activity. The record is from RefSeq and is a predicted model, not a curated record. Gene Ontology annotation, cellular component: cytoplasm; nucleus. Gene Ontology annotation, biological process: negative regulation of transcription by RNA polymerase II; cell differentiation; circadian regulation of gene expression. The coding region runs from base 80 to 496 and encodes 138 amino acids.
AAACGCCAGAUCGCUUCCAUUCGGUGCGCUCGUCUCAUUUCACCGCGUUCAGUUCAGUUCAGUGUUUGACUUGGUCAAAAUGAAAGCCGCCGUCAGUGCAGUGUGUACCGAAAACGGUGUUACCGCCGUGAGCGGUAGAGUGUCAAAGAGGAAGGAUAUCGAGAACGAGGAGAUCCAGAUGUACCUCAGCAAACUCAAGGACCUGGUGCCCUUCAUGCCCAAGAACAAGAAGCUGAGCAAGCUGGAAGUCAUCCAGUACGUCAUCGACUACAUCUGCGAUCUGCAGAGCGCGUUGGAGACGCACCCCGCAGUCAACGCCUUCGACGCCGCUACGGCGCUCAGUCAGAAGAAGUCGCAGGCGGCCGCGAGUCCCAGGCAGCCCCUUGGGGUCAGGCCCAGCCCCAACACCAUCCUCACGCCGUGCGAGGCGCCGAUCCUGCAAAAUAUCACGACUCCCGAGGCCCUGACGCCAUCGGACAGGCAAGUGUCCUGCUGAAUCCUUCCGGGUGAUGUUGAAUAUAUCACGUGAUCAUGUUGUCAUCUCAUUCCAAUUCCCUAAGAAGAGCAACGCAACCAACGGUCCGGGGGGGAGUCCUUCCGUCUUUUUCGUUUUGGAAGAAAAUCACCUCAUUCUGACUACACGUAUUUAGGGAACGACUGAAAUCAUUUAUUUAUAUACAGAAGAGUGAUCUUAGUAAAUAAUGUAAAGGGUGUGAGUGGGACAGAGAGACAGAGAGAGGGAUGCAUAGAGAGCACUUAGUGAUGUACCUGUUUAUGUUGCAAUUUUGUUAUUUAGAUUUUAUUUUAUUGUUUUGUAAAUAUCGUAAAUGAGUAAUAGGCGGGUUUACAACAAUCUUCAUGUACAGUUCUUUGGUGUUGUAUCGAAAUUUUCCACGGAAUUUUGACACUCUGCCACUAUCACGGAUUCUAUUGUAAUUAUUUGAUUAUAAUAUUUGUGAGUUUUUAUCCUGUGAUUUUUUUAGUAUAUAAUUGUGUACAAAUUUAUUACGCGUUGGAUCGCCCAUUUAAGGGACCAUCUGAUGGUUUGUUAGGCCGGGUGGUUCCGACCUAUGUACAUUUCUGUUUAGAAAACUUUGUAAAUAGUUACCCAUAUAGCAACUGAACGUUGUUGAAAAUUUUAUUAUAUUAUAUAAAGAUAUUGAUUUGAAAUAAAAUAUGAUUUUGCAUAAGA